AUGAAAUUCUUGUUUGUAUUUGUAUUUUCUGUUUCUUUUUAUAAAUCAUGUGCACAAAAUGUUUAUGAGCAAGUUGAAGCAGUGUUAGAGCGCACUGCGGAACUGCCUUGCAAUGUAAGUGCGGAAAAUGAAAAUGACAAACUGAUUGUCCUUGCCUGGUAUAAAGAUGGAGAGUCGACUGCAUUCUACAGCAGUCGAGACCUGCGCGUGGGCAACGGCACUGUUUCGUCAGCGGACAAGCGGUACCGACUCGUCAACUCCGGGGAUGUGGACCAAGUUAUUCUGCAAAUCCUUGAUACUCGAACAUCGGAUGCAGGUCGAUACAUGUGCCACGCUGACUUCGCAUCCAGUCCUGCACUUAAGACUUACAUUGAACUCGCGGUCAUAGAGCCACCGAAACAACUUUGGGUGAUCUAUGAAAAUGGAAGCCGCGUGGCAACCUCGCGGGCGGGCGCCAAUACCAGCAGAAACAUCGGCCCAUUUUAUGUUGGCGACACUAUACAGUUAUAUUGUGUUGCGUACAAGGGCAAACCGCAGCCAUCUGUUUUCUGGUGGUCCAAGAAGCGUAUACUGAAAAUCAAGGACGCGCUGACGCCGCUAUCAGAGGAGCGCAUGCGCAGCGACCUCACAUACGGGCCCUUGGAGCGUGAAGACCACGGCCACGUGCUCACCUGCUUCGCCAAAAACAACGACCACACUACACCGCUAUAUAUCGAUGUUGUCAUCAAUAUGUUCUUGCCGCCAGCACUGGUAGCUCUACGCGACCCUGAAGGAAAGGAUUUCAAUGGUGGCCGAGUAGCGGCAGGUGACACCUUAGCGCUGCAGUGUCGAGUUAUUGACGCCCGCCCCUCUCCUACGAUCGUAUGGAGACUGAAUGAAGAAGUCAUUCAACUGGAACAGAAUGUCACGAUGGACACGGGUCAGCGGCUAGUAGUGAGCGACGUGCAAUUGAACGUCAAGCGAGAACACGACGAGUCGCGAGUAACUUGUUGCGCGCCGGCCUAUAGCCGGACUGAAAAUCGGCUUGUGUGCGCCACACCGCUCGCGCUGCUAGUCUCGUACAAGCCUGUUUUACAAAUAGUGGUCACAGAAGAAUUAGACAACAACGUUCUGUAUGCCGCAAAAGGCGCAACUGUAGUCCUAAAAUGUGUCUUCGAUGCGAACCCGGCUCCGUACUUAAUCACAUGGUUUCACGAGGAAAAUGAAGUAUUUCGAGAAGACAGUCUUCCUCUGAAAGGUUUAUUGGUGUUAGAGAACAUAACAGUGGUAGAACAAGGGGAAUACGCAUGCGCUGCGGACAACGACGUGGGCUACGACUACAGCGAGCCUCUUGUUAUCAACGUAACUUACCCUGCUUAUUGUAAGCGCGAAGAUAUAGUCCAAUACGGGAUCCGCGAAGAGGAGAGUGUGAACAUAACCUGCGAAGUGGACGCCAAUCCACCGCCCUCGUCGUACCGCUGGGUGGUCGUUAAGGACGCUGUUAACGCCAGCACACUACGGAACCACUCGCAGAUCACAAUGGACACUGAGGAACCGGUACUGGUGUACCAGAGGCCAAAUGACACCAUGUAUAGUACAAUUUUCUGUUGGGGCAUCAACAACGUGUCCAGUAGCGGGCAAUCGCACACGCCGUGCGUGUCGCUGGUGAGCGACGAAACGCCGCCGUGGCCGCCCACCGGCUGCAUCGCGCUCAAGAACUCUGUAGAAGACAUCGAAAUUAACUGCGAAAAGGGCCAUGAUGGCGGAUCACCACAGAAAUUCCUUUGCAUCGUGAGAUCGAUAUCAGCGCCCGAAAUUAUAUUCACGUCAAUAACCAGAUCGGAACCUACGUUCGUCGUGAAUGAGCCCAACGAAGAAGGAUACGAAAUUAUAAUCAUAGCUGCCAACGACAAGGGAAAUAGCACUUUAGUGGAAAUUAGUAAAAGCGAAGUUAUAAAAAUACCAGUUGAGGAGAUAAUUCCGAGUGCGGUGGAGGACAUAACGACGUUAACCCUGGCGCUAUGCGGCGGCGUGGCGCUGGUGGCGCUGGCGGCGUGCGGGCUGGUGUUAUGCGCGCGCGAGCGAGCCGAGCGAGCGGACCUCCCGCGCGAGCGGCCGGACCCGCCGCUCUGCGCUUAUAACACCGAAGAAUCAAAUUGCGAGACUUAUCACGACAGUGACGACAGCGAAUGCAAUGUUCGCCGCACGGAGUCGUUUCGUAGAGCGAUGGCCAAAUAUCCUUCCAAAAAUUUCGACGUCCGAAGAACCAGCUCAUUCCACUCGGCGCGGUACAUGAACGAAAUGGCGGAGCAAGAAGCCGCUAGCAAGUUUAAUGAAGGACUACGACAUAGCGCAAGCUGCAGAAUGCAUUCUCUACAAAACAUUAGCAGAAAACGAGAUAUGGAUGCCCUGUGUGAUCAUUUAGUAAUGCAUUUGCCGCCAGAGACGAAUUAUCCAGCUCCUAGACCUAUAAACACAUUCUACACAAUGCCUAGGAAAAUGCGCAAUAAGCUCGCCAAAGAGCUGAGCGAUGAAACGUCAGAAAUCACUCAAGCGUCGGACCAAUUUUCGUUGCCGCCUCCUCCCGACGAGUACGGCACAUACCGCGCGGGCACCAGAAUACGAGACGUACCCCCGAAAGCAACUCCUACCUACACAACAAUUGUCAGAAAAAUCUCUCCGAAAGAACAGCAGAAACAGCAAUACAAUAACGUUAUAAUAUCACCGAUGAAUACAGUUGGUUUGCCCACUAUAAGUGGUCAGCAAAGCGUUUACAGCUACCCCGAUGACCAUCAAAAUCAACACGCACUCCAGGCGACACCCGCAACAUUAACAACUUUUCAAAACUAUUCUAGUCCUAAGGAAUCUGGAUUAUAAGAACGAUGACUGGAUCAUAUUUAAUGUUCUAUAAUUCUAUUUCUAUGUUAAGCACUAGAUCUCAUAAGCAUUAAGGAAUCGCAUGAAUCAUAAACUUU
Messenger RNA from Amyelois transitella, 2954 nucleotides. Its product is annotated as neural cell adhesion molecule 2. The transcript has 16 exons. Bases 1 to 2856 code for a protein of 951 amino acids. The record is from RefSeq and is a predicted model, not a curated record. NCBI's taxonomy places the organism in Eukaryota, Metazoa, Arthropoda, Insecta, Lepidoptera, Pyralidae.